AGUUUCCCGUUCACCGUCAACUGUGUGUAAAUUCUCUCCGAUAAUGGUGUCAAUGGCGUUCUCUUCAGUUUUCUCCGCACCUCUGCUUGGUUUGGCUACAGUCAAAAUGCAGAUGAGCUCCAAUUCCGCUUCAAUGGCGUUUCUCGAUUUGUCCAGUAGAAUCACAAGUGUCGGUUCUUCGAAUUCGUCGUUUUUCAGAGAUGGCCUCCCGAUUUUGUCCCCAAAUUUAUUUAGGUUUCCAUUAAAAGCUCGAUCUUUCUCUACUGUUAAUGCCAGAACUGCCGCUGAGAAGACCGUUCACGAUUUUACCGUAAAGGAUAUCGAUGGAACGGAUGUUUCACUCGGCAAAUUCAAAGGCAAAGCACUUUUGAUAGUAAAUGUUGCUUCGAGAUGUGGUUUGACAUCAUCAAAUUACACGGAGCUUUCUCAAAUAUACGAAAAGUACAAAGCUCAAGGAUUCGAGAUUUUAGCCUUCCCUUGUAAUCAGUUUGGGGGCCAAGAGCCAGGAUCGAAUCCGGAAAUUAAGCAGUUUGCCUGUACACGUUACAAAGCAGAGUUCCCGAUUUUCGAUAAGGUUGAUGUUAAUGGACCGAACACAGCUCCAGUUUAUCAAUUCCUCAAGUCAAGCGCAGGAGGAUUCCUAGGUGAUUUGGUUAAAUGGAAUUUCGAGAAAUUUCUCGUCGACAAAAAUGGCAAAGUUGUCGAAAGAUAUCCACCAACAACCUCCCCUUUGCAAAUUGAGAAGGACAUCCAGAAGCUUCUAGCAGCAUGAGUUCGAUGAGUCGUUUCAGAUACGUCGCACUGUCUUCAAUUUACUCGUGUACCUUAUUUCUGUACAAUUAUUACAUUACAUAUCUGAAUGAAUGAGGCAUCCUUGUUAUAAAAUUGUGUUUUCUGUUUUA
This is a messenger RNA of Erythranthe guttata (spotted monkey flower), 902 nucleotides long. RefSeq names its product putative phospholipid hydroperoxide glutathione peroxidase. Gene Ontology annotation, molecular function: peroxidase activity. The record is from RefSeq and is a predicted model, not a curated record. NCBI's taxonomy places the organism in Eukaryota, Viridiplantae, Streptophyta, Magnoliopsida, Lamiales, Phrymaceae. Gene Ontology annotation, biological process: response to oxidative stress.